AAUAAUAAUAAAACAAAACGCUUCUGGUGUUCAUUGACAAAUAUCGCACACCGCUUUCCCUUCCAAAAUUCAAUUCGAUCACGCGUACCAUACCUUUCUCUGAUCAUCAAAUUUUACUUUUCUUUCCUCGAUCGUUGAAUUUUCUUUCAGAUUUCUGGUAUUUAGUUACAGAAAAAAGGGACAAUAAUAGAGAAAUUGGAAUGGGUCAGGCCUUUCGCAAGUUAUUUGACACUUUCUUCGGCAAUUCUGAGAUGCGGGUUGUGAUGCUUGGGCUGGAUGCUGCUGGAAAAACAACUAUAUUGUAUAAGCUUCACAUUGGAGAGGUUUUAUCUACAGUUCCUACAAUCGGGUUCAAUGUGGAGAAGGUUCAAUAUAAAAAUGUGAUAUUCACAGUGUGGGACGUGGGAGGACAAGAAAAAUUAAGGCCCUUAUGGAGACAUUACUUUAAUAAUACUGAUGGGCUGAUCUAUGUUGUGGACUCUUUGGAUCGCGAGAGAAUUGGAAAGGCAAAGGCUGAGUUUCAGGCCAUCAUCAAAGAUCCUUUUAUGCUCAAUGCUGUUAUAUUGGUGUUCGCAAAUAAGCAAGACAUGAAAGGAGCAAUGACCCCAAUGGAAGUUUGUGAAGGCCUGGGUCUCUACGAUCUUAAAAACAGAAAAUGGCACAUACAAGGGGCUUGCGCUCUCAAAGGAGAUGGCUUGUAUGAGGGCUUGGACUGGUUAGCAAGCACUUUGAAAGAGCAUAAGGCUGCUGGAUUCUCUUCAGUGGGCACCUCAACAUUCUAAUGGGGUUUCACUCACCAAACUCUCGAGAAAUCAGCAGGCGUGUAGAUUUGUGACAGAAAAGAACUGAGGUGUCUGUAAAUUAGAAAGCCCUCAACUCUGAAUGAUAUUCCCGUCUUUGGGUUGUUUCCCGAGCUCAUAAAGUGAAUUUGUACUUUCUCAAGUUCUUGACUGGCACUUUGAUAACUUGGUUGGAUCAUGAAACGAUAGCCCAACUGCAGGGAUACUUUUACUCACGGAAUUUAUGUUUAUGAAUCACUUGGUAAUUUGAAAAUAUUAAGUUCUCGAGUUGUCAAAUGGCAUUC
Messenger RNA from Olea europaea var. sylvestris, 1084 nucleotides. RefSeq names its product ADP-ribosylation factor 1-like 2. Gene Ontology annotation, biological process: intracellular protein transport; vesicle-mediated transport. Gene Ontology annotation, cellular component: cytoplasm. The record is from RefSeq and is a predicted model, not a curated record. Gene Ontology annotation, molecular function: GTPase activity; GTP binding. The transcript has 6 exons. Lineage: Eukaryota; Viridiplantae; Streptophyta; Magnoliopsida; Lamiales; Oleaceae. Bases 201 to 782 code for a protein of 193 amino acids.